AUGGACGACGAAGACGCCUUGCACGAACCCGACGCCCUCGAGAAGGUUGGCACCAUAUUCACCCUCCGCGGUUUCCUCAACAUUGGUGUCAUCAUUAUUCUCAUCCUUGCCCUCCUCACACUUUUCAUCGCAUAUCCCGUUAUCACCUACGUCAGGGACAUUAGCCGCAAUUUCAUCCUAGACGGCAGCAACAUUAACGUAAACGGUACUGAUGAAUCUCCUCCUCCCACCUUCCUCAUGCCUUCCCUCGUCGACACACAAACUCCUGACGACGCCAAGACACGCAUCGGCUCAGAUGGCGAAGACUAUGUCCUCGUCUUCUCCGACGAGUUCAAUACCGAUGGCCGCACCUUUUACCCCGGUGAUGACCCCUUCUGGGAAGCCGCCAACUUCUGGUACUGGGCGACUAACGACCAGGAAUGGUAUGACCCGCGUCAAAUUUCAACGAAGGACGGGUAUCUCCAUCUCCUCAUGGAGAACGUCGAGACGAAUGGCCUGCCAUAUAGGUCUGGGAUGCUCCAAAGUUGGAACAAAUUCUGCUUCACGAGCGGCUACAUCGAAGUCAGCCUCAGCUUACCUGGACCGAAUGAAGAUACUCAGGGAUACUGGCCCGGCGCUUGGACGAUGGGCAAUCUUGGCCGUCCAGGGUAUGGCGCGACAACAGACGGAACAUGGCCGUACUCGUACGACUCGUGCGAUGUCGGCACGUUCCCCAAUCAGACCCUCAAGGAUGGCUCCGGCCCUGCUGCGGCCCUCCAUACUGAUUUUGGCUCGACUAAGUACAACAAGGAGCUAUCGUGGCUGAGUGGACAGAAGCUUUCAUCUUGUACUUGUCCAGGAGAGGACCACCCUGGGCCCAGCGUAAGCAAGGGCCGGGGCGCUCCUGAGAUUGACAUUCUCGAGGCCGAGCGCAACAAGCACGGGACCGGUGGUGUUGUCUCACAAUCUGCACAAUUUGCGCCCUUCACACACGACUACGUCUACCUGAACGCGACAGAGGAUCAAUGGCACGUCUACAACGACACGAUCACGACCCCCAAUUCCUAUCACGGCUCCGCUGUGCAGCAGGCGGUGUCAGCUCUGACGCAGCUGCCGUCGGACAUAUUCACAGGCUCUGGACGCAACUUCGCGACGUUUGGCUUCGAGUAUUGGGCCAACCCGUCCAAGGUUGAAGAAGGGUUCAUCACUUGGUACCAGCAAGGUCAGCCGACAGUGCGAAUGGGUGCAUCCGCAAUGGGUGCAGACCAAGGGACAAACGGGAGUGGUGUCGGACAAAGACUUAUCCCCGAGGAACCUUUGUCGAUUGUCCUCAAUUUGGGACUAUCAUCAAACUGGCAGACUAUCGACUUGACGACGAUGGAGUUUCCUGCAGAGAUGCUGGUCGACUAUGUGCGCAUCUACCAGAGGAAAAACGCCCAAAACGUCGGCUGCAGUCCUCCAGAUUAUCCUACCGAGGACUAUAUCAAUAACCAUUGGGAGGCAUAUAGCAACGCGAACCUCACCAAGUGGACGUCAGGCAUAUCGGGUGCGAACUACACGUUCCCAAAAAACUCCCUGGUAUGUGCAGCUCACCUCUUUAUUGUCCUUUAA
Heterobasidion irregulare TC 32-1 is the source of this 1590-nucleotide messenger RNA. RefSeq names its product glycoside hydrolase family 16 protein. Gene Ontology annotation, molecular function: glucosidase activity. Gene Ontology annotation, biological process: (1->6)-beta-D-glucan biosynthetic process; fungal-type cell wall organization. The record is from RefSeq and is a predicted model, not a curated record. Lineage: Eukaryota; Fungi; Basidiomycota; Agaricomycetes; Russulales; Bondarzewiaceae. The transcript is spliced from 9 exons. Gene Ontology annotation, cellular component: endoplasmic reticulum membrane; plasma membrane. Bases 1 to 1590 code for a protein of 529 amino acids.